Molecule: messenger RNA, 1467 nt
Organism: Gymnogyps californianus (California condor)
Lineage: Eukaryota; Metazoa; Chordata; Aves; Accipitriformes; Cathartidae
Gene: CTU2
Product: cytosolic thiouridylase subunit 2
Exons: 15
Coding region: 1-1440 (479 amino acids)
Biological process (GO): tRNA wobble position uridine thiolation
Cellular component (GO): cytosol
Molecular function (GO): tRNA binding; sulfurtransferase activity
Source: RefSeq, a predicted model, not a curated record
AUGUGCGAGGCGGCGGGGGACGAUGGAGGGUGCGGGGCGGACACGGCACCGGCACGGCGCCGCCGCGCCCCGGGACACAGCCACCCGCGGCCCUGCGUGAAGUGCGGGCAGAGCUCUGCCGCCCUCGUCAUCCGCCUUGGGGACGCCUUCUGCCGCGGCUGCUUCCGUGAGUACUUCGUGCACAAGUUCCGUGCGAUGCUGGGCAAGAACCGCGUCAUCUUCCCGGGAGAGAAGGUGCUGCUGGCGCUGUCGGGGGGGGCAGCCUCCAGUGCCAUGCUCCGGCAGGUCCAGGAGGGGCUCAGCCGGGAGACAGCCAAGAGGCUCCGCUUCGUCCCUGGCCUCAUCUACGUUGAUGAGGGAGCGGUGCGUGGGCAGAGCCCGGCGCAGCGGGAGCAGAGCCUGGCCCGCAUGGAGACCCUGCUGCAGGCGACCGGCUUCCCCUACCACCUGGCCCACCUAGAGCAGGCGCUGGAGCUGCCCGCAUCCAUCUUGCGGCCGGGGCCGGGGGAUUCCGGUGAGCCCGGUCCCUCCUACAAGGAGGCCGUGGAGGACUUCAUCCAGCAGCAGCGGCAGGAGGGGGACAGGGACGGUGGCACCUCGCUGCCCGGCCUCGGCACCCAGGUGGGGGACCCGGCUGCCCCCCGCCUGCCCGCCGCUGCCCGCACCCAGGAGCUGCUGCGGCUCUUCGAGGCCGUGGAGACAUCGACGGCGAGAGAGGAGCUGCUGCAGAUGCUGCGGACCCACCUCAUCCUGCAGACAGCCCGGACCAGGGGUUACGCCAAGGUGAUGACGGGCGAGAGCUGUACCCGCGUGGCCAUCAAGCUCCUCACCAACCUGGCGCUGGGUCGCGGCGCCUUCCUCGCCGUCGACACGGGCUUCAUGGACAACCGCCACGGCGACGUGAUGGUGGUGCGUCCCAUGCGGGAGUACAUGGCCAAGGAGAUCGCCUUCUACAACCACUUCUUCGACGUCCCCACCGUCAUCGCGCCGCCCCUCCCCACCAAGCGCCGGGAGAAGCCCAGCAUCCACCGUCUGAUGGAGCGCUUCCUCCUGGGGCUGCAGGAGGAUUUCCCCUCCACCAUCAGCACCGUCUACCGGACGGGUGAGAAGCUGAGCCCGGCUCCGGCCAAGGCGAGCAGCGAGUCCCAGCGCUGCCUGCUCUGCCUGUGCGCCCUGGACAUCGCUGGGGAGGAGGAGUUGGCCCUGGAGCCCACGCUGAUCAUGGAGGAGCUGGAGCCGGCGGGAGACGGGGCUGAGAGCAGAGCUGCCUUCAUCCCGCUGCUGUGCUACAGCUGCCGCCUCACCUUCAAGGAACUGGGCCCCCUCGCCACGCUGCCGCCCUACGUGCGCGCUGAGGCCCAGCGCAGGAUCCGCAGAGCAGAGAUGACGCAGCAGAGCCAGGAGGUCCCGCUGGAGGAUGAGGAGCCCAGCAAGAGCUGAAGAGGCUGGGGACAGCGGGGGACACAG